CCUCUCUCCCUCUCUCCCUCUCUCCCUCUCUCCCUCUCUCCCUCUCUCCCUCCCUCUCUCUGCUGUGAUCCUUUCACAUUUUAUAUCUCCUGUUGACCCUAAAGAUAGAAAAAAGAAUAUAGACAGAUCUUUGCUUCUGAGUCCAGCAACAGAAAUGAUUCACUGCUGAAUUCUUCUCAAGGAAAGCAUUAUUGAAAGAAAUGUGGCAAAAUUUUGCUAAUUUUCACUUCACACUUGAAAUCACUUUUGUUCUCAGGAGAACAAGAACACCUGGUAGAUUUUAAAUCCCUAUCAGCAAAUAUUAGUAGCUGCAAAAUGACACUGACUAUUUUGUAUGAAAAAGUUUUGAAAUCGAUAAACCCAGGAGAACAACAUAAUUGCAAAACAAUUUCUUCAUUAUUUUUUAAUGACUUUGCUAUUCUGGCUAGCCAGUGUGCUCUAGGGAUCCUCUGUCUCUAUUUCUUAGCAUUAAGAUUGCAUGUGCUCCUCAUGCUUUUGCAGCAAGCACUUUAUUCGCUGUUCUGUUUCCCUAGUCCAUAUUUUAAAUUGCCAUAUAUGAUGGAUAGACUCUCUUAGAGUCUUUAAGCAAUCAGGAGUGGUUGUAGUUGUUUAUUAUAAACUGUCUUUGAAGGUACUUUAUCUUGGGAGUUUGAUUUUCAAUUAUAAUAGAACAUUCAUUUGUGUUGUUGAAAUUUCAUUCUAUUAUGGAAAUAAAAUUGUCACUAUCAAAAAGAAAUUAUCUGCUCUGUUUAUUCAGAAAGACAGUGAAAAGUCAGAGACACAUUUGCCGUCACCCACUUGUUAGACACAGAUAUGGUCAAACUAAAUUUUAAAUUACAAUAACAUGCAAAGUCAGAUACAUCAGACUCUACCAGCAAAUAUUCACAAGUAAAGGUUUUAUAUCAAAGAUUGGAGCUCUUAGGGACUCUCCUGGGGUUUGGUAUACUCUACCAUCUAUUGAUCCCUAGUGUCUUAGGUGACUUGUCAAAGGAGUGCUAUCUUUAUGAGGAGUAGGCAAGGAUGCCCAAGAGGAGCUAUUCGGCUAAACGUCAAGGAAGCAAUUAAUGUCUGCUUUUUCCUAAAGAAUUUCUGCAGCACAUGUUGAUACCAUCACCCUGUCAGUCUCAGCAUACCAAGUGCAUAUAGUGAGGUGAAAGUUAGAGUUCAAACAAAACAUAUUACCAGUAUCAUUUGGUUCCUGAAUGCAAAUGCUUACGGCUGCUUAAGGAGAGUUUCAGAUAAAUGUUUUGAAGGGCACUGCUCUUCCUGAAGAAUACCCAUUGUUCAUCUUUCUGCUUUCUCUGCAUCUCUAAGGACCAAUGUUUGUAGGAGAAGGAGAGUGGGGUGGUUGAUGUUAUGUUAUGUCUAGUACCAAAAUAACAACAUAAAGACACGUGACUAUAAACAGUGCAGGAGUAUAUUAUUGAGUAGAAUUAAGUAUCCUUGUUUUUUAUGAAUAACCAGAGGUCAUAAAGUAUAGGUUACUAUACAUUACCAAGACACUUGGAGUUGUAUUGUGAAGUUGCUAUAGAAUCAAGAUCUUAUACUCCCACCAAUCUUUAUUUUAACCAAGUCAAACCCAGUGAUGGCCAUCCAGACUUGUUUUUAAAAGCCAUAUCAAUUAUUUUGUGCUUCAUUUAGUGUUGCAGAAAUAGAUGGUGGUGGUAUCAACUUCAGUAAACAUCAAAGAGAUGGUGAAGGCCUGACAUAUGAAGAGUUAAGUUAAACUAUGAAAUACUUCUGUUCUUACAUUUUUUAAAGUGAGGGUAGGAGUGAAAUGAGUAUGCCACAGUCUAGGUGUGGAAUGAAGGUCAGAGGAUAACUUGAGGGAGUCAGCUCUUUCCUUUUACCAUAUGCAGUCUAGAGACUAAAUUUGGGUCCUCAGUUUGGCAGCAAGCUCCUUUACCCACUGAACCAUCUUGUCCCUAUGAAGUAUUUUUAAAUAGUUUGCUAGUUUAUUUCAUCUAAAGUCAACGAAUAUUCAGGGCUGUUUUUCCAUCAGGUUUUUCUGUUUUUAGGACUUAAAAUAUAUUUUUUAUUACUUUCUGUAAGCAUGCAAAAUAAUGAGUUCCUUUUUGAUAUUCUCUUGCCUGCACCGUAUUCAACUCAUAUCUUUCCAUAUCACCUUUCCUUGGCUCCCUUCUCCACACUUCUUUCCUUUCAUAUUCCCAAGCAGUCCCAUAUCCAGAGUCCACAUAUAGAAUAUAGCAUAAAAUAUUUGGCUUUCUUUUCAUUCUUCUUUUCCUCUUCCAUUAGUCCAUCCUCCUUUCACACAGCCUCCCUUCUACUUUCAUAUCUAACAAUCUAGGAAAUCUUGAUUAAAUCUUAAAUCUAGAUUCCUCACAUGAGGAAAAGCAUGCAAUAUUUACCUUGUGGUCCUGGCUUAUUUCAUUUAGCAUGAUUAAAACCAGUACCGUUUUUUUGUUUGUUUGUUUGUUUGUUUUCCUUGCAGAGAUCAGAGAAGUUGAUGAUGACAGGCAGGUGGUCGCAGAGAUCAUGGCAAGAAGUUUUAUUCCGACUCUGAUAACAACUAUUUCUUGGGAAGGCUUUCACUUUGCUGGUCAUGAAAUUCGGAUUACUGAAGCCAAAGAUUGUUACGGUGCUGUUGUCUGGCCAUCGGCCCUUGUUCUAUGCUAUUUCCUGGAAACACAUGCCAAGCAAUAUAACAUGGUUGAUAAAAAUGUGAUUGAAAUUGGAGCUGGGACAGGGCUUGUCUCCAUUGUGGCAAGUUUACUUGGUGCUCGAGUGACUGCUACAGAUUUGCCUGAAUUACUUGGAAACCUGCAAUAUAAUAUUUCCAAAAACACCAAAAUGAAAUGCAAGCAUUUGCCCCAGGUUAAAGAGCUCUGCUGGGGAGUAGCAUUAGACAGGAACUUCCCCAGGUCUUCCAAUAACUUCGACUACAUCCUGGCAGCAGAUGUUGUCUAUGCCCAUCCUUUCCUGGAGGAGCUUCUCAUGACCUUUGACCAUCUCUGCAGAGAAACUACCAUCAUCCUCUGGGCCAUGAGAUUCAGGCUGGAGAAAGAAAAUAAAUUUGUAGAUAGAUUUAAGGAACUGUUUGAUCUGGAGGAAAUUUCUAGUUUCCCUAGCCUGAAUAUUAAGUUGUACAAAGCUAUGAAGAAAAAUCGGAGGAGUGCAUAGUGCAUAUUGUAUGUGAAUUAGGACAUGGGCAUGCCAAGGUAGUUUCUAGUAGAUCAUUACUUUAAAGAACACACACACACACACACACACACACACACACACACACACACACACACACGCGCGCGCGCGCGCGCACAUACACCACUGUAAGAAUAAAAAUUAACUCUAAACUUGUCUUAUUUUAAGCAAGAAUUUUUACACACACAGUAGGUGCAUUUGUAAAAUUAGGAUAAUUUGUUCCCAAGUCUGUCUGCUCGGUACUCUAAUUACAUGGUAACAAACUUUCUGUAACACCAUGCUGUGUCAUCAGAGCAAAAUGGUAAUUUUCAAUAAUGAUAUCUCUAACUGAAUGUUAUUAAUUUAAUUUCUUUUUGAGAAUGUAUUUUAGAUUGGCCUUGAACUUGAGGUGGUCUUACCUCAACAUCCCGAGUGCUAGCACUCUAGGUGUGUAACCACCACACCCAUCCAUAUUGUUAAUACUUUAAAAUAUAGGCUUAAAAGGUUUUAUCUUUAGAGAUCAAGAAACUGGCUAUAGUAAAUUUGCAAAUAAAUUUAAAAAGGCAAAUAUAUGAUGUAAUGGUCAGUGCUAGGUGUCUGUGGUUCCCACCAAUGCCAGUUUAGAGGGUGGCUGUCAUUUCUGCUUGGCAGUUUGGACCUCUAGCAUAACUACUGAAUCAACCAAGCAUGUGGAACAUUUCCCUCUGUUUAUAUGAGUGGAAAGAGCAUAAGAAUACCUGAGAUUAGUACUUGUUUUUGUAAGUAAAGUAAAAUGCAUUUUUUCCACAGAAAUGGAAAUAAUUAUAAGAACGUUGGGUUAGAAGUACAUAAAAAGAUUUAGCUUCCUUAUCUCAAAUAAGUAGACAUGGUUUAACAGAUAUACCUAGAUAUUUGAAGUUGUUAGGGUCCUGGAGAAGUCCUACAAAAGACCAUCAUCCAUGUAUGCAAUUAGCAAGAGUGUUUAUUAUCUUGAGAAAGAUUCCAGUAUACUGGGGAUGACCAUCCCACACAAAGGCAAAAUGGCGCAGACCCUGAGAAAAGCUCAAGGCUCCUUUUAAGCAUAGCUAAGGGGAGAUCCUAGGGCAGUUAGGUCACUUUAGCUAUGAUUGGCUUAAGCAAGUGGCAAUCAUUUUAGUACGUUCUAACUGGCUAGGGCUGAUGGGUGGUCAGGUUUACAACCAUUCUGUUUUUUGAGCAGGCCUGGACAAGUCCCAGGCUUUGUCCUUAUUUGAUUAUCACCUUGAGCUUGCUGACUGUGGCUCAGGCCUGGCCUGACCUGGUAUUCCAUGUACCAGGCAGGCCUCCUCCUCCUGUUCUUGGGGGGUAAGGGGGAAGUGUUGGAGAUUGUUUGUACUUGUUUGUGGCUCUUUCAGUAACUCCUUGUUCAGUCUCAGGAAACUGAAAUUGAGGCCUGAUAUCUGAGAGAAGACUGAGCAACCUGUUAUGGUGUCUACUUGGUCCUCUCAAAAUCAUCUCAGAUUUUUUUCAUGUGGCCCUUAGAAAUUAGAAUAAGGUUUAAAGUAAUUAAAGUCAGUGUGGAGAGUAAAGAAUUAGGCCUUUAUGCCAUGUGACUGCCUGGACUGUGUUGCUGGCAACACACUGCAGUGUCCUCAGCUAGACUGUUAUGUGCCUUUGGUGAUACUUGUUCCUCCAGGGUUAGCACUUUCUGAACAUUGUCAUGGUCCAACACAUCUGCAAUUAUCUCCUGGACCCUGCACUGUAAGUUAGAAUGUAGGCACACUUCAGUAUAACUCUUGGUGCAUGGGUUUUUAUAAGGAUCAUACCUCAUCAGUUUUCUAUUUGCAUGGCUAUUUGUCCUCAUGUUUAUUUAGUGUUCAGCGUGCACAGGACAGUGAUAUCAUUUUUUUCUCUUCACAGAUAAGAACAAAGGCCCAGGUUACACAUCUGUGGGGUUAAAUAUAGAGACAGUCAAACCCAGGUCUGUUUGAGCACAGAAUCUGCAUUUAUAAUUCCAGUACUGUCUUUAAGCAUUGAAAAAAGUAACUUUCAAACACUUUAAACAACUGAGGUGAGUUCUUCAAAAGGAAUAGAUACUCAGAAAGAAUAACAAAUACAUUUAAAAAUGAGACCUAUUCCUCUUAACACUGUCCCUAGACUUUCUACCCAUGGGAGGAGACAUCACAGAAGGCUGUGGUGGAAGCUACACCUGUGGUGGAUGUGGUAAAGGAGCAGACAGAGACUGGUGAGGUCUGAAGUAAGAGAAACACCAGCAAGUAGAUUAUGGAGGUCCUGUGCCAUGGCCUAGGAUCUCCAAAUACAGGUUCGGGGAGUAAAUACCACAUGUAGUCCUUAGUUAGGUUGUGCAGCCAUUGGUUAAGUUGUGCAGCCAUUGGUUACACUGUGUGGUCAUUGGUUAAGCUGUAUGGUUGCGAUGGAGAACUGAAGAAGAGAAUAAAGGCCAGUCUAGCUGAUCCAUUCAGUACUAGACUUUGACUGGCCUGUUUCAGGGUAUUUCUGAUUUGAGUAAGGCAUUUGGGUCUUUAUAUGUUCCUGUAUCUGUCCUGGGAAGACUGUUUUGAGGAUGGUGGUGGCUGUGAUCUGUCUGCCUGCAGCAUUUACAGUUAGCUGGUGAAAAAGUUAUUCCGAACUCAUCUGAGCAGUUCGUUACUGUGUCCACCACAUCAUUUCAGGCUCCUCAAAGAAUUCUAGCUUUUUUUUUUUUUGUCUGCUGAAAUAGAGAGCCACUGGAUGAUUCUAAGUAAAGGAAUGGAAUACUGUGAUAGCCUGUAAAGACUUCUUGUCCUGGUGUUCUGAGAAUGGGAUCUCAAAGUCAAGGAACCAACUGGGAGCUGUGGCAGCCAUCCAAGCAAAGGACAGCAAGAAGUCUACAUGGGGGAGGUGAGAUCAGCUGUUCUAGCUGUACUCUGAAGCCAGAGGCAGCAGAGUGUUCUACCAAGUGGGGUGUGGAAUGUGAGCAAGAAAGUCAGGGCUGACUCUGAAAUAUCCUUGUGAGCUCUAGAAUAUGAACUUAGCUUUUGGUUCAGAGAAGGCUUAUGAAGCCCUUUUACAGAGCAAAAGAGAAUAAAAGGACUGAGCCCGGAGAUUCACCAGCAUUAGGGAUCAGACAGACAUUUUCAGAAUUUUUUGGAGGCUAUGUGCCUUCCCCCAGUUGUAGCUAAAUAUGUGGAUCCUGAAAAAUAUGAGUUUAAUGGCACAGCCUUCUAGAACCUGUCACUGGACUUGCCAAAUUUCUAAAAGUUGCCUCAGAGGAAUCUAAAUGGCUGAAUAUCAUAGGUCUGGCAGCAAAGAACUUGGUAUAAUAAGUUGUGUGUGUGUGGGGGGGGGACACGACCCACCUUGACUCUUGUUAAAAAAGUGUUUGAAUAUCAUUGUGAAGUAAUUUUGAAGUAGGGAAGAUAAAGUGUCCU
Messenger RNA from Peromyscus leucopus (white-footed mouse), 6527 nucleotides. RefSeq names its product protein-lysine methyltransferase METTL21E. Gene Ontology annotation, cellular component: cytosol; cytoplasm. Gene Ontology annotation, molecular function: protein-lysine N-methyltransferase activity. Gene Ontology annotation, biological process: peptidyl-lysine methylation. The record is from RefSeq and is a predicted model, not a curated record. The coding region runs from base 2398 to 3141 and encodes 247 amino acids. NCBI's taxonomy places the organism in Eukaryota, Metazoa, Chordata, Mammalia, Rodentia, Cricetidae. The transcript is spliced from 3 exons.